Messenger RNA from Drosophila kikkawai, 1214 nucleotides. It is a transcript of the gene Neos, whose product is annotated as nuclear receptor coactivator protein neosin. NCBI's taxonomy places the organism in Eukaryota, Metazoa, Arthropoda, Insecta, Diptera, Drosophilidae. The record is from RefSeq and is a predicted model, not a curated record. Gene Ontology annotation, molecular function: RNA binding.
AACAUUGAUCUGGUCACAUUGUAAAAUUGUAAAUUAUAAAUAUUUCCUUUUUCAGGUGUCCUAAAAACCUGAAUUAUGGCCGAAACACAGGGAUACAAUAUAACAAAGGACCCAGCCUUGGUGAAGAAUCGCAUCUUUCUGGGAAACCUGCCCAUAUGCACGCGUGAGGAGCUGGUGAGCAUCUCUCACCCGUAUGGAAAGGUUCUUGGAUCAAUGGUACAGAAAAACUACGGAUUCGUGCAGUUCGAAUCGGAAGAAAUCGCCAAUAAAGCCGCUGCUGCUCUCAACAAGUCAACCUUUAAGUCGAAUGUGCUCACUGUGCGCAACGCCAGCAUUAAAUCGAAGCAGGCUAAUGCGAUGGCCAAGAAAAACCAAAUGCAGAGUGCACAGAUUGUGGGUGGAAUUGUUAUGUCUGCCGAAGCUGCUGCGGCCGGUCAGCCUUUGAUCAACGACUGCGAGAUUAUAGUGGUCAAUCGGGAAAACACCAAGUACGCGGAGUACGUUGAGGAGCGCCUGAGGAACGCCGGCCUUCGGGUGGAUGUGCUCUUCCCCAACCAGGAAGUGAUGCUGGGCAAGGUGCUGGCCAAUAUCUCACAUCGAGGCUGCCUUUAUGCCGUUCUGGUCACGCCCCAGCACGAGGAACUUAACAGCAUCACAGUGAAUAUCCUUUAUGGGGUGCCUGCCGAGCAUCGGAAUAUGCCGCUCGAGGAUGCCAUUACCUUGGUUGCCACGGAUUUUAGGCUAAAGAAACAGCGCGAUGCUUCAAAACCAACGGUGACCACAACCAUUCACAAGGGACAGAGGCGACAUCCCGAUGAUAUGCAAGAGCUCAUCGAGAGAUUGGCAGACAGCCAUCCCCUGACAGCCUCGCAGUAUGAGGUGAUCAUCAGCUAUCUGGAAAAAGAGCGGCAGGAGCAGCUUAAGCGUGAGGUGGGCGAGGCCAAUGCCCUGGCAAAGCUCAAGGCUCCCGAUCCAGAGAUCGAGCUGCAGAAGAAAAUCCUGAGCAUCAUGAACAAGCCGGCGGUGACAGCGAUCAACUGCGAGCUCAUGUAUCCCACAUUUGAGGCGGUGAAGGAGGACAAACGACUGAUGGAGCUGCUUGGAGAUAAGCGAGUCUUGGGGGCGUUGGAGAGCAUUUACAACUCCGACUUGGUGAAAACUGUAUCCGAGCACUUUUAGAUACACGAUAUUUAUUAAAUGUAAUACAAUAACAA